CCAGACUUCUCCACUCUCAAAGACGCUAUCUCUCGCGAUACCCUGAAUGCAAUUGUCGGCGAACCAUUCAAGCUUACGCGCAUGACCUCGGUGCAGGCCGCCGUACUCCCUCUCCUCCCUGGUCUGUCGGAGCCGCACAGUUCGGAUUCAGAAAACGCUCGCGACUUGCUCGUCAGGGCAAGAACUGGUACCGGAAAGACCCUCGCCUUCCUCGUGCCCGCUAUCGAAGCUCGGAUUCGCGCCGUUAAGGCAGCUGGUGAUCAGGCAGUGGCAGAUGCUGGUGCGGGAGCAGACCAAUAUACGCAGGAGCGCGCGAUGCGCCGCUAUGCGCGGGCCGUCCCCGGCUGUCUCGUCAUCAGCCCUACGCGUGAGCUGGCAACUCAGAUUGCCAACGAGGCGCUGCGCCUCAGCUCUCACCACCGCGGUUUCGAGGUCAGGCUUUUCGUCGGCGGCGCCAGCAAGGGUAAACAACUGCGGGACUGGCACAAAGGCAGGUUGGAUAUCGUGGUCGGGACGCCGGGUCGCAUCCGGGACAUGCUGGAGAAUGAGCCUGAUGUCAGUGAGGGUUUGGCGCAAGCCAAAGUGCUGAUCCUGGACGAGGCCGACACACUUCUGGACAUGGGUUUCCGUGACGACUUGGACGGCAUCGUCUCGAAGUUGCAACCGACCCCGGAGAGGCAGACGUUCAUGUUCUCCGCGACGGUUUCCCCCCAAAUCCGGCAGAUUGCACGUACGUACCUCGACAACAGCCACAAGUACAUCAACUGCGUCGACGACUCCGCGCCCCCGACCCACGCCUCCAUCCCGCAGUACCACACUGUCCUGCCGACGGAGGCCGACCAGCUCCCCCAUCUCCUCCGUCUCCUCGCACACGACCAGUUGUUGCACGGCUCCAAGUCCAAGACGCUCAUAUUCACCCCGACAACGAAGAUGACCCAGCUGUUCACGACGCUCGUCCGCAGCCUGUCCUCUUCGCUGCCUGCAGGCAUAGUAAUCACGAAGGUCUUCGAAAUCCACUCGAAGCUGAGUCAGAUGCAACGCGACAAGGCCGCUGCGUCGUUCCGCGAGGUCGCGAGCAAGCCCACGAUCCUCGUCACCUCGGACGUGUCUGCGCGCGGCGUCGACUACCCCGGCAUCACGCGUGUCAUCCAGAUCGGAAUCCCGUCGAGUACCGAGACGUACGUGCACCGUGCAGGUCGUACUGGCCGCGGCAAGGACAUGAUCGGUGGGCGCGUCGACCUUGUACUCAUGCCUUGGGAGGUCGGCUACGUCAGCUGGAAGCUUGCGGAUAUGCCGCUGAAGCCGCAGACGACGGGCGAGCUCGAGAAGCAAGUGCGCGAGCUCGCGCAGCGCCUCGACAGCGGCGAGCACAGCGUGAGCAUCAAGGGUGCGCAGAGUCCGUACUUGCCCGUGUUCGAGGCGAUCCAGAAGGACAUCGAGCAGCUGCAGACCAGGCUCGACGAGGAUGCCGUCUCGGGGGUCAUGUUCUCGCUCUUUGGGUACUAUGGUACGCACGUGGGGGACCUGCGCGUGCAGCGCAACGUCGUCAUCGAGGGCCUCAAGAACUGGGCCACGGAGGCGAUGGGCCUCGAGGAGCCGCCGUACAUCUCGCGCGACGUCCUCACCAAGACGGGCUUUGGUUCCACGCCGCAGAAGUCGAUGAGGGAGAAUAGGCGGAGCGAACCGCAGAACUGGCUGGGCCGUGGCCGCGUCGCCAACAGGGAAUCGCGAGGCUACGACAAGGAGUCACGAGGCUACGACAAGGAGUCCCGAGGC
Molecule: messenger RNA, 1776 nt
Organism: Fomitopsis serialis
Lineage: Eukaryota; Fungi; Basidiomycota; Agaricomycetes; Polyporales; Fomitopsidaceae
Product: P-loop containing nucleoside triphosphate hydrolase protein
Exons: 2
Cellular component (GO): mitochondrion
Molecular function (GO): ATP binding; nucleic acid binding
Source: RefSeq, a predicted model, not a curated record